AUGAAUGACCUCGGCAACCCCACGCCUCUUAUCCUCUUCUCCCUCGCCAACCUCGCAGCCGCCACAGCCCUAAACUCCACGCCGCGGCCCGGCCCAACCGUCGACUCCGACGACCUCUACGACGGUACCUGCACGCGCGAGCGCUUCCAGACCCGCAAGGAAUGGCGUAACCUCGACCGCGCGCAGCAGCAAGCCUACCUCGACGCCGUGCAAUGUCUCAUCGACCUACCCGCCGACACGGGCAUGGAGCACACGACGAGCCGCUGGAGCGACCUACAGGCUCUGCACCGGUUCUUCACCGAGACCGAGCGGGGAGGCAUCAUCCAUAACGUGGGCCAAUUCCUCCCCUGGCAUCGCUAUUUCCUGCACGUGCAUGAGACGCUCCUCCGCGACGAGUGCGGGUAUGAGGGGCCCGUGGCGUGGUGGAAUGAGCAAAGCGACGCCGACGCAGGCGACCUACUCUGGUCCCCCAUGUGGAAUGCGGACAACAUGGGCGGCAACGGCACGGGAAUGCAGGGGUGCGUCGUCGACGGCGCCUUCGCCGACCUGGUCGAGUAUAUCGGCCCGUUCGACAACAACACCGAGCGCUGUCUGGACCGUCGCUGGGAUAGCGCCUGGGCCAUCCGGAACGUCAACAGCACCAUCACCGGGCAGUGCUUCGAUCUGCCCACCUAUACUCCGUUCUGGCAGUGUGUCGCGUAUUAUCCGCAUAAGGGCUGCAUCAGGCGGUUGGCGGGUUGCUAUGUACUUUCCUUUGUGUGGGGGUUAGGUUUGAGAUGGGAUUUGAGGUUUGACUUUAAUGAGCUAGGGCUAAUGCGGAUUGAUGUGAUGGCGGAUGUCAAGCCCGGCGAUCCCAUGUUCUUCAUCCACCACGCCUUUAUCGAUCGCUUGUGGUAUACCUGGCAGAUGGUCGAUCCCGACACUCGACUGUUUGAGAUCAGUGGAAACUCGAUUAAUCGAACGGAUCUGCCGAUGCCGGUGGACGGGUCGCCUGAGACGACGCUGGAUUAUGAGCUGGAAUCGUACGAUAUCUUGCCGAACGUCACGGUGGAGGAUGUGAUGAAUCCGGUCAGCGGGUAUCUGUGCUAUGAGUAUGAUUAGGCGUGUAGAUUAUGGCGUACGGUGGAUUUUGCUGGCAUGCCUAGUGCUUCCCAGCCCGGGCAUAUCUUCCUUUAGUCGCAGUAGACGUGAGUUUGGCGCUGAUGCAACCUUCAAGCCCAUCCUAAACGCACACCGUCCCGGCGAAGCAGCCGUCCUGCAUUUGAGAUCCAAUCCACCUCCAUG
Messenger RNA from Aspergillus homomorphus CBS 101889, 1284 nucleotides. RefSeq lists its product as uncharacterized. Gene Ontology annotation, molecular function: oxidoreductase activity. The record is from RefSeq and is a predicted model, not a curated record. NCBI's taxonomy places the organism in Eukaryota, Fungi, Ascomycota, Eurotiomycetes, Eurotiales, Aspergillaceae. The coding region runs from base 1 to 1101 and encodes 366 amino acids. The transcript has 4 exons.